AUGGGCAUUAAAGAUACCCUUGACACCCUCCUCACCACCGUACGCCUUCUCCUCGCCUCCUCAGACCGGCACACUCUAAGGCUAGGAACCGCCGGCCUCGCUCUCCUGGUCUUUGCGCGAUAUACCCUUGGUGGAAAGAAGAAGGGGUCUGGCAAGGGCAGGCUCCUUAGCGACCCACGGACCAUUGCGAGGCCGCUGGAAGGAGAUGGGCAUGAGUUUGACGAGUGGGAUUUUGUCAUUGUUGGUGGGGGGACCGCUGGAUGUGUGCUUGCCGCUCGACUCUCAGAGGACCCCAAGCUGCGCGUCUUGCUGAUUGAGGACGGUGGAAGUGGGAAGACAGUGCUUGAGUCGAGAGUUCCGUCCGGUUACUCCAAGCUCUUCCGUUCCAAGUAUGAUUACCACUUCUACACCGAGCCACAGCCGCACGCGGGCAAUCGCAAGACCUUCUGGCCUAGAGCUCGUAUGCUUGGUGGAUGCUCCUCCAUUAACGCGCAGAUGGCCCAAUACGGUGCUCCUUCCGACUUUGACGAGUGGGCACAGAUCAUUGGCGACGACUCAUGGUCGUGGAAGAGCUUAAACAAGUACUUCCGCAAGUUCGAGAACUUCAAGCCAGAUCCGAAAUACCCGCACAUCGACGCGUUGCAGAGGGGAACCAGUGGACCAGUCACUGUCGGAUAUCAUUCGCAUACGUACCCUGGCGCCCCCCUGUUUGUGCAGGCGGCAAUGGCCGCUGGUAUCCCGUACAGCGGAGACUUUGGUCUCGAGACCAGCCUCAAGGGAACCAACAUGAUCUGUAUUGAGCGCGUGUCUACGGAAUCUGCCUACCUCACCGACGAGGUGCUCGCUCGCCCGAACCUGCGCGUGCUCACGCGCGCUCGCGUCACCAGAAUCCUGUUCGACCGCGAGGUUGAUGGCGCGCCGUGCGCUACCGGCGUCGAGUUUGUCCGCCUGGCGGAGCCCCGCGGCAGGAAGUGGCGGGUCAAGGCGCGCAAAGAAGUAAUUCUUUCCGCUGGCGCCGUCCACUCCCCACAGAUCCUCAUGCUCUCGGGCGUUGGUCCCGCUGAGCACCUCGCGCAGCACAAGAUCGCCUUGGUGCACGACCUCCCCGGCGUCGGGCAGAAUCUCGUCGACCACGCGGCGUUCUAUGUCCGCUUUGGCGAUAAGAUGAAGGCGGGGCUCUCGUUCUCGCAGCCGUACAAUAUCCCGACGGCGGUCAAAUUCGUUGCUAGCACCGUGCAGUAUCUGGUCACUGGUACAGGACGCCUCGCCACGAACGUCGGCGAAGCCGUCGCGUUCAUCCGCUCGAACGACCCCGCGCUCUUCCCCGAGAGCGAGUGGCCGGCGCCGAUCGAGGACGCCAACUCGGGCCCGGAGAGCCCCGAUAUUGAGCUCAUCCUCAUUCCCGUGCCGCUGGCGCACAACAAGUACUGCACCAUCAAACGCGGCUUGGAAGGGUACACAAUUAUCGUCACGAACCUGCGCCCGACGAGCGCGGGCUCGAUCAGACUGAAGAACAGCGAUCCGUUCGACGCACCUCUGAUCGAUCCCAACUACCUCGCGACGCAGCACGACGUCGACGUGCACGUCCGCGGCGCGCGCCUCGCGUACAAGAUCGCGCACACGGCGCCCCUCACGCAGAUGACGGACACGGCAAACACGGACCGCAUCCUCGACAAUCACUUCAAGGACCUCUCCGACGCCGAGCUCGCACAGGUCGUCCGCGAGCGCGUCGAGACGCUGUACCACCCCGCGUGCACGUGCCGCAUGGCGCCGCGCGAGCAGGGCGGCGUGGUUGACAAGGAUAUGCGGGUGUAUGGGGUGAAGGGAUUGAGGGUGUGCGAUGCGAGUGCGUUUCCGAGGCUUGUGUCGGGGCACACGGCUGGAGCUGUUAUUGCGUCUGCGGAGAAGCUUGCGGACGAGAUCAAGGCUGAGUAUCGUUCGUCGAAGGCUUGA
Messenger RNA from Coniophora puteana RWD-64-598 SS2, 1953 nucleotides. RefSeq names its product alcohol oxidase. Gene Ontology annotation, molecular function: oxidoreductase activity, acting on CH-OH group of donors; flavin adenine dinucleotide binding. Bases 1 to 1953 code for a protein of 650 amino acids. The record is from RefSeq and is a predicted model, not a curated record. NCBI's taxonomy places the organism in Eukaryota, Fungi, Basidiomycota, Agaricomycetes, Boletales, Coniophoraceae. The transcript has 12 exons.